This is a messenger RNA of Bombyx mandarina (wild silkworm), 1789 nucleotides long. RefSeq lists its product as uncharacterized. The record is from RefSeq and is a predicted model, not a curated record. Lineage: Eukaryota; Metazoa; Arthropoda; Insecta; Lepidoptera; Bombycidae.
GUUGUGUCGCUCUGCACGAUCCACGCGUUUCCGUAUUUACGUACGCGGCAUUUCUAAUUGAAAUCCAAUUAAAAUACAAUGACCCAGUGGCGUUGCGACUUGAUAAUAGGAUAAUCGUUGUUCAGUAACGUAAUAUGUAGUGUUUAGUUGAUUGAAAAUGUGUUCAGAGGAUGUGAGUUCGGAAUGAUGUUGAGAGAAUCCCGAUGGCGUUUAGGAUUGAUGCUCCUGUGCUUUUACACUGUCGAUGGAUUAAUUGAGAUCGUGGAGGAGCAGCAAUGUCAAGAUUUUGGCUUCCGGCUGACGUGCCGCGAGCUAGACUCCCACAUCGCCAUCCUCGAGGCCUACUACACCGCCAUGGAAGACUACGGCUGGCCCAACACGACCCGGGAGAGACUCGUUAUCAGAACCGAAAACGACUCCGAGCUGGACCAAGUGCACGUGUACAUUAGCCCACAGCACAACGGAGUGUACGAGCAGACGAACAUUACAAGACCUCACAGGCUCGCGAAUGCUACCCUCGAAUUUAACGAUACGUCUCUCUGGAACGAUAGUCUGUUGUUAUUUAAUGACACCGUCGACGUAUCUGACGAGUUCGUGAACGAUAGUGAUCAUUGCGAUGCGGUUUCGUUCCGUCGGAGCUACGCCAGUUGGCGUGAAGGCGACAAACUGCGACGCGCGUCGUUCAGAAACGCAUCCGUGAAUCUCAGAUCGCCGUUUAGUUACAGGUGCACAGGCGUCAAUCACUGUAACUUUUUGCUGUCGGAGGAUUAUCCUCCGUCCAGCAGCUGGUCUCCAGGAGUCGUCUACAUCAAAUACGCUUGUUUUGAUGAUACAAUAUCUCUGCAUUACUGCAACCGCGAGUUGAGGAUAGCUGAAUGGGGAGCCGAGAGCGAGGGUUACAUUCGAACCCCAGGGUACCCGCACUUCUACGUUGGCGAUGAAUGCCGCUGGCGGCUCAUUGCCAACCCCGAGCAAAGGAUACGGGUCACAUUCUUGGACGUUAGCUUAAGAAGUAUAGGUCCGUUUGAAAACGAGUGUAAGGAUUUCGUCUCGGUCCAAGAUUCGAAUGGCGAUAACCUGUUGUACUCGUGCGAACAAGCCGAUAUGCCGAUCAAACUCACUUCCACAACCAACACUGUGGAGGUGGCCGUGGAAGCAAGGUCUAAAGGCGCUUACCCGAAACGAGGAGUCCUGUUGCAUUAUAAAAGCAUUGGCUGUGUUACUUUAUCAGCGCCAUCUAGGGGGUAUCUUGUGUAUCGCAACGAAGACGUGGCACACUACAUGUGCAACGUUAACUUUGUUUUCGUCGACACUCAACAGAGGGCGCGAUUACUUUGGUGCUAUGACGAUAACAGAUGGAAUGACACCGUGCCUCUCUGCAUUGCCGAGACGGUUGUCAAAGCCGUCGGGAACGACUCUUCACGGGAGGGCAUCGGCAAAGAAACAAAACUGCCGCCCCACCAAGAACCCAACAUGAUAGUCGACAUCGUCAUCCCGUCGCUGCUGAUAGCGGCCCUGUUCAUCGGAAACGCGUUCAUCGUACUCAUCAUCUAUAAAUACAGGAAACGGAAAAACGACGAUUUGGAAGACGAAUUCAACACCAUUCCAUUAAACGGGAACGUGCACAGCGCGGGAUAUGCAGUUUAGUCUCCAGCACACCAAAUAAGUUUACGGGAAUCGCAAAUAAACGAUAACAAAAAAAAAUACCUUCACUACAUAGCAUAAAACAAAAUCGCUUUCUCGGUCCCUAUACCCCUAUGUAUGCUUAAAUCUUUAAAACUACGCAACG